This is a messenger RNA of Penicillium canariense, 1014 nucleotides long. RefSeq lists its product as uncharacterized. The transcript has a single exon. NCBI's taxonomy places the organism in Eukaryota, Fungi, Ascomycota, Eurotiomycetes, Eurotiales, Aspergillaceae. The record is from RefSeq and is a predicted model, not a curated record. Gene Ontology annotation, molecular function: hydrolase activity. Bases 1 to 1014 code for a protein of 337 amino acids.
AUGACCUCCUCGCGUUGGUGGCUUUACGUGCAGGCCGUCUUUUGGCGAUUCCUCAUGCGCAUCGGCAUGUUCCUGCACACUAGCUUGCCGCCUCGACCACCCAAACCGUUAUUCACCCGCAUCGUCAAAUCGGACACCCACGGCCACUCCGUGGUCAUCCACUUUUAUUGCCCCCCAGAUUACUACCAACAACGCCGCCUGGGCCAUCGCUACCCAGUCGCAGUCAACUUCCACGGCGGAGGCUUCACAUUGGGGAGCGCCACUGACGAUGGCCGCUGGGCGGCCGCCGUCGUCGAGCAUGUCGGCGCGGUGGUGGCUAGUGUGAGCUACCGGCGGGCACCGGAGCACCCCUUCCCGGCAGCAGUUGACGACGGCGUUGAAGCGCUGCUGUUCCUGGCAGCGCAUGCCGCUGAAUUAGCCCUGGAUGUCAGCCGCGUGGCAUUGAGCGGGUUCUCGGCCGGUGGUAACCUGGCCGUCACCGUGCCGCUGCGUCUGCGUGGCCGAAUCUCGACAGAAGUCAAUGAGCACUUUGGCCGGGCGGAAUCGACGCAGCGGCUGGUCGAUCAAACCAGCGACCUCAACAUCGUGGCGCUGUUCUGCUGGUACCCGAUCCUGGACUUUCUUGAGUCGCGCGACCAUCGCCGGGCGAUGAGUAUCAUGCCGGACAAGACGUUGCCUAAGUUCUUCACCUCCCUCUUUGACGAAGCGUAUCUGCCUGAUCUGGAGGACCGCUACUCGGCCUUUGCGUCGCCGGUGCGCGCCUCCGAUCGUAUCCUCAAUGAAGCUCUGCCUCACGAUGUAUUCCUGUUCAUCUGUGAGUGGGACAUGCUGAUGAACGAGGGCCAGACCUUUGUGCGUCGCCUCGAGGGCUUGGGCAAGCGAGUACGGGCCAUGAUGGUCGAAAAGGCCCGGCAUGCGUGGGACAAAUCCGCCAACCCGUUUCGUGACCAGGGCCACAUAGACAUCCUCUACCGCGAUGCAUGUGCGGACAUGAAAGCGAUCUUCGAUCGGUGA